Molecule: messenger RNA, 708 nt
Organism: Glycine soja
Lineage: Eukaryota; Viridiplantae; Streptophyta; Magnoliopsida; Fabales; Fabaceae
Product: pentatricopeptide repeat-containing protein At4g04790, mitochondrial-like
Exons: 2
Coding region: 1-708 (235 amino acids)
Source: RefSeq, a predicted model, not a curated record
AUGACGAUUUCACGCUCUCAAGCCUCAAGCUUAAGCGACCCUCUGAUUCAGAUUAAUUAUAUCGGAUUAUUGUUACUGAACGCAGCUGGUAAGUCAGCCAAGAAACCUGAUUCUGAGGAAAUUGAUGGGGCAAAGAAGUUUGAAGAAAUGUCAAAUCUAUCAUGGUUGUCAAGUGUAUCUCAAAACAAUAUAUUACUGCAACGGAAAGAGCAAUCUCGUAAAAAGAAACAAAAAUGUGUGUUUGACUUCACUCAAGAAAGCCGUUUUCAGAAGUUAAUUGAAGUCUGUGCAAGGAUACUAGGACCAGAGGCUACCAUUGAGUUGUUUGGUAAAGUGGGACGAGAACCUGGUGUGAAAGGAUACAAUACAUUGGUAGAAAUGUGCAUAGAUAAGGCCAGGGGAACUGAUGACGAAGACAUUACAAUAGAAGAACUGGGGAAGGUUUUUAACCUUUUCAAAUCAACGAGGGAACAAGGUUUAGAGUUACAAGAGCAAACAUAUCGCCUGCUUCUUUUGUAUCUGAUUGACAUGCGUAUGGUUGAGGAAUUUAAAUUUUUCUGUGUUGUUAUCAAAGAUGAGAAUCCCAGUUCAGUUACAAGACUGGGUUACUAUGAAAUGUUGCUGUGGUUAAAAGAUAAUAAUGAAGAAAAGAUUCAAGGUAUUUGUGACUAUAUUGCAGAGAAUGAUGAAGACACAUCUGAUAUAUGA